UCUCCACAACCACGCUGGCGAAACAAGCGAGAGGCAGACGCGAGCGAGGAUGUCUGGCAAGCUGUGUGGUGGUGUGGUUGCCCGCUUGGCAAAGGUGCCAGUCAGUGGUGUUCGUGCUGGUGCUGGCGUUGUGCAGCAAACAAGCGCCCUUGCACAACAUGGCAACUGCAAGAGGCACACAUCGUCUUCUUCCUCUUCUUCUACACCCACAACUCCAGCGUCAUCCAAGUAUCAACAACAGACCAGCACCUGCGGCACUUUCACAUUGACAAACAGGAACCCGCGCAGCGCAGAGCUUCUGCGUCAGAAACACAAGCCACGCGGCUUUGGUACUUCUGUGCAGUCCUUUGAGUUCUACCACAGGCUGCGUUUCCAAAAGUCCAACAAGCACCUCACAACCACCCUGGAGACGCCAGGCAACCAAGUCUGGCUCACAGCAAGCACGAAGGAGUACAACAUCCAGCGCCACCUCUACUCCUACAACUCUGUCACCACAGCACGCGAACUGGCCAAAAUCAUGGCACGGCGGCUCAAGGAGAGCGGGAUUGAGCGUGUGACCUGGCACACGGGCAAGGACGGCUACCGAGGAAAGGCCUCUGCAUUCAUUGACAGCUUGAGAGCACAGGGCAUCACCACCAAGGAAUAGCUUGUGUGUGUGUGCGUGUGUAUCUGUGUGUGUGUGUGUGUGUGUGCAUUGUGCGUCUCUAUCUUUGUCUGCCUGUUUGCGUUGUCGGAUCAUUCGAGGCCAUUAUUACAAACUUUCGGCUGCC
Molecule: messenger RNA, 770 nt
Organism: Salpingoeca rosetta
Lineage: Eukaryota; Choanoflagellata; Craspedida; Salpingoecidae
Exons: 5
Coding region: 50-646 (198 amino acids)
Biological process (GO): translation
Cellular component (GO): ribosome; mitochondrion
Molecular function (GO): structural constituent of ribosome; 5S rRNA binding
Source: RefSeq, a predicted model, not a curated record